AUGAGCUCCACUUAUGUCGCUCUACAGAUCCCCAUUCCGUCUCGGCAAAGGGGAUAUAUUCCAACCAAGUGGCCACCCCAUCCGCUGCCCGCUUCCACCCCGCCUGGUACUCAGGCCCACCCCCUUGAUGACACCUGCGAAAUGAUGGUCGAUAAUCCCAUUCAAGAGUGGUUGGCACGAGGGGAACGCUGGCUCAGAGAAGUGCGCACGUCCAUAAAAUCAAAUCGCAAGGGUCCCGUUGGGGUUCAGCAAUGA
Messenger RNA from Penicillium odoratum, 255 nucleotides. RefSeq lists its product as uncharacterized. The transcript has a single exon. The record is from RefSeq and is a predicted model, not a curated record. The coding region runs from base 1 to 255 and encodes 84 amino acids. NCBI's taxonomy places the organism in Eukaryota, Fungi, Ascomycota, Eurotiomycetes, Eurotiales, Aspergillaceae.